UUAAUAACUAAUAAUAUUAUUUUGAAGAAACGGGCAUGGGAUUGGGGGGAAGUCAGUCAGAUGUAGCCCUGCAGAUCUCGUACUCGGCAUGAAGGGCUAUGGAAAAGCUUCUCAUUCGCCCCGUACCCGGAUACUAAUACCAUUCUUAAAUCAAAUGGUUAAUAUUCCAAAAGUAUUUUGCCCAGUCUCACCAAACACAACGGAUGAUUUUAGAUCGAUAAAUAUCUAGCUAAACUAUCCGCUCGGGAACAAAUAUAUAGUAUAUAUACGGAGUACGUGCUUCUUCCACAUGCGCGUCAUUUUUGAGGAGUCGUCAAUGGGAAUUGCGUGAGCCCGGCUGCGGCAAAAUUCCUGGUAGGCUGUCAAGCACAAUUGUCGGUCUCCGUCGGAACCUGGCAAGCCUAGCUUCCAUGGUGGAUAGAUUGUGCGAAGAGAUAUGUGGGAGGAGCUUCGCCCGCUGCUGCGGGCGCUCGAGAUACAGGCAUUUCACAAAACUUGUAAUGUGCUCUGCUGGCCGGUUGGCCAGGACAUUGCCAUUAAUGAUUUCCUUAUUAUCACCGAAAACAAUCUUGCCAUGCUCCUGGCGAUAUCUCUCCUGGUCCAGCAGCGCGUCAAUCAUCCGUGAGAUGGUUGGAAUGAACAAAGGGCUCGAGUUUUCUCGUUGCGCAAGAUUUCUGGGAAGGAUACGGGUAUUUCUUGCUUCCAAUGCUGUUUUCGUUAGCGGGUACCCGAUUUCCGGGUCGAAAUACUCCUCCAUCAACACACAAUCCCAGCUGACAACGUUGGGGACUUGCACCUUGGGACCAUCCACGGAGAGAAAGUAGAGCUUUUCUGGCCAAAGCCUGAUAUGGAUGGGUUCUCGCGUCGAUCGAUGAAGCCUGAGCACUUGGUUUACGUGGGAGUCAUUGGAGCGGGGUAGUUGGUCCUGUUCGGCGUGUUCCCACUCCCCCGAAGCAAUGAAUGCCGAAACGAUGUCAUCGAGCUGCGAGUCCCGGACGAGGAAGUCAUAUUCCUAAACAAUUAUGCCGCCUUAGUAGUGGUAUUCUGUCUGCUUCAUGCGACUUGACCUAACGUAGAAAGAGGAAAAGGCUAGCGAAAAGGCAGAAAAUACAGUGGGUGAUCCCGCAAUACCCAUCCAUAGCAUCGCACACUGUUCCACGAGGAUAAUAGGGUGGUUGUGUCUGUCGAAGAUGGAGCAGACAUCGUCCAGGUAUCCCGCUAGCAAGCCCCCAAUCGCUGGCUGGCUCAUCUUGCCUGUAGCUCUAGAGGACUGUCAGAGGCGUCGAGCUAUAUACCAGUUGUAAUGGACAACAAAUGGGCAAGAGAUAGCUGAGAUAGCUGCUUGUCGGGUUCAAAUAAUACUGCGACUAAAUUUCUCCCGGUAACGUUACACUCCAGUGCAGCUCCAACUCAAGCACACCUCCAGCAAAAUGCAGUAGAGUAGGAUAUCAAAACAACUCCCCAAAAAUGAGAAUUUGAGUCCAGAUUAUCGUUUUGUUGUGUUUAUUGAAGCUUGAUCCAGAUCCCGUGACUCCGUCCAUCUUUGGUCUAGCGUGUCCUCGGGUCCGGUCUUCCUGAAGAAAAGGAAAAAAGGAAAAAAAAAAAAAAAAAGGAAAAAAAAAAAAAGAAAAAAAAAAACAUUUGACACUAAUUUUGUUGCCCCCCGCUAUUCUAUCCCAAACACUUUAAAAGCGUUCGUUCGUCCACCACCACCAAUUCUCCUUCGCGUCUUCUUCGACAACUUCUCCCUGUGCCAGUUGCAUAGCCUCAUUGUCCUUCUCUUCCUUUCCACCACUCUCUAUAUCCAGUUGCCAACCUAACCACCAUGAUUAUCUACAAGGAUAUCCUUUCGGGUGACGAAAUCAUCUCCGACAGCUGGAAGCUUAUCGACGUCCCCGGCGGAGUCCUGUGGGAAUGUGACUGCAAGAAAUAUGCCAAGGGCACCGACACUUACCAACUCGAGGGCGCCAACCCCUCCGCUGAAGAGGGUGGGGAUGAUUACUCUGGUGAAGGUGGUGGUGCCGGAGAGAUGGUUCACGAUAUUGAGGAGUCCUUCCGGCUGAAUUGGCUGAAACCAGACGAGUCUGGUAAUGACCUCAAGCCCUCUAAGGAUGCUUUCAAGUCCCACCUGAAGUCAUAUGUAAAGAAAGUGAACAACAAGCUCAAGGAACAAGGAGCCAGUGAAGAAACCAUCAAGGAAUUCCAGGCUGGCGCCCCGGCUGCCGUGAAGAAGCUCCUCGCCAACUACGACAACUACGAUGUCCUUUUGGGCUCAUCCAUGCACCCUGACGGAAUGUACGUUCUCAUUGAUUUCCGUGAAGACGGCGUCACCCCCUACGCCACCAUCUGGAAGCAUGGUUUGGAGGGUAUGAAGGUCUAAAACCAAGAGGAAAGACACGAGGGAUACCUUGCUCAAGCUCAUUCUGUUAUCCUACCACAGCCAAUUGCAAUGGUAGCCGUUUCCGGACCAGCCUUCACACUCAUGCUCAUAAUAUGCAUCCUUCUGCCGUCUCAGGCAACGAACUAACUCCCCUGCCAACUCCAGCUAUUCUCUUUCCCCCAUCCACCCGGUGGGCUUGAAGGAAUUUGGCCCCGGCGUUAUCCCCCUCCCUCCCUCUUCCGUUUUCCAUAUCUUCGCGUUCUAUUUAUCCAUUCCCCAACCCCCAACCGCCCGCUUUCUUAAUCUACUAAACGCCUGACGAAAUAAAGCAAGUCCAGUUUUUCUCUCUAAUAAAUAAAAAAAUAAAAAAGGGAAAGAAAAGAAAACCUAUACAUUUAUUUAUUUAUUUUUUUAUUUUACAAGACAAGAGGAGUGAUCCGUUAAAAGCAUGGUUUUAAGAUGGAAUUGGGUUUUAAAAAAAUUGGCUUCCCAAGUUUAAUAAAGCCUUGGUAAAUCUAUAAUCGUACCCUGUUCACUUGAGAAAGGAAAGGGAGGGGGGAAAUAUUGUGAUUUACAGACAUACAUAGUAUCAGCUGCCGUAUUUCUCGCUGAUGAUGAGAAUAAAUAUGCCUAGGAGGAAUAUGUCCAUCAACCAGGAGUGAACGGAGAUACAUUAACAUUAACCAUAUUCAAAAGAGGAUAUCAUGUAGCUAACAAAACCAAAACUGGUCAAAAUUCAAAAUUCCACCCUCUCUCUACUCCUCUCACAUGCCAUUCUUCCGAUCCAAAUCCACUAUUUACAAUUCCGCGAAAUCAUCAGCUCCCGUGCCCGUCAUAAUAAUCAGCCGCAAGCCCUAGGUCCCUUAAUACCGUAUCGGUCUCAUCUUUGCUUACCGCGGGUCCGUCACCGCCAUCAGCGGUAAUACCGAUUCUCCCAUUCCCACCCGGCCCUGUGCCCGUCCCUGCCCCGCCAGUAUUGAUGCUAUCAAGAUGCAUCAGGUCGUCAACGACAGGCAGCGAAGGUCCAAAGACGGCAUCCCACUGGUCCCAGUCGAAUUGCAAAUUGUGCGGGUCGAGGAUGGGGCUGGAGCUGGGGCUGGCGGAUUGGAAGGUGGGGUUGGGAUAGGGGCCUGGCUUGGGCUGAAUAUCGAUGUCGAUGUCGAUGUCGGAUGCGGUGGGGAUAGGUAGCGGCAUGGGGAGGUCGAGUGCUGUGGGGGUGUGGGAUGACGUAAAGGUGGGGACAUUAAGGGGGUCAUUGCUGUAGCUGCUGGCACUGUAGUUGGUAGAGGACGUGGGAAUGUUGAAUGGUCCCGGUGGUUUAGUGGUAUGGGUGGUGGUCGUGGUGGAUGUAGAGAACUGGUAAAUGGGGCCGUCGUUGAUAGGAGCACGUGGGAACGGGGACGCAGUUGCCCAGGGUUGUUUGGCGAUGUCGUCCGUCUGGGGGCUUUGAGAUGUACGGAGCCAAGGUAAUGGUGUAUCUGACUGUGGAAGUGUAGUUGUGGCGUAUUCCUGAGAGGAAACACCGAUGCCUUCCAGCUGGGUAUGGGAAUGGCUUUCUUGAGCGGUUUUGUCUAUUAUAUACGCAUUGUCUUUCCCACUCUGCGCCCGCGCCCGUUCUCGCUCCCGCUGCCAUUUCGUCGAUUGACUAUUACUGUGAACAUUAUGAUCAUACGGUUCCUUGAUGAGCGUAUAAUAACUAUCUGUAAAACUCUGGACCGAAGACUCUCGACGCUCUCUAGGAGCAUCCGUAGACAUAUGCCUAUUACUCGGGCGUCGAGCCUCCGCCUGUGCCUGCUCUGUCCAGAGAACACUCGGGUCAAGGCCUGCUUUGAGCCAGGCUUUCUCCCGCAGGCGCCGCAGCAUGUCCCACGCUUGACGGCCGCCGUCUCUGAGCGGUCGAGAUGUUGAUAUACCAUCUUCACCGCCAACCACGCCGCCAUCAGGGCCGGAAAGGGAGAAGAUCUUGUCGAUGAAGGCGCGGGAUUUAGGGGCCUCCGCGGUUUGCGGGCGUUCGUAUAGGUCAAUAAGCAUUAUCCUGCCCACGGGUAUUAGGAUGAAGGGCACAAAUACAUGUGUGGGGGGAAGUUUGGUGACAUACAUUGUGGCAUGCAUAGGUUGAUGGUUUCUGUGUUUUGAGUUUAGUUUUUGUCACCAAUGCAUUCUGGAGAGGCGAAGAGGAACUAACCCUGGCCAGCUCCAUUGGAAUGGCUGGAAGUCGGGAUCAGUAGCUAACAAGAUGAAUUUUUCCAUGAACCCAUGGCAAUGGCGAAUAGCUCUAGCUUGUAUUAGAAUUAUAUAUCAAAGUAACUUCUUAGGGCUAUGUUUGUGUAAAUAUAGAUGAAGGUGUAUGUAUACAUACCGCUGACGAGCAACUGGCCAUAUAUUACUUUUUGCAUUCUUCAAGAAAGGUUGAUAAGCAACACAAAAUGCCUAGAUCACCCGUCAGCAUAAACGUAAAGAAAUGAAGAGCCAAAAC
This is a messenger RNA of Blastomyces dermatitidis ER-3, 4856 nucleotides long. Its product is annotated as translationally-controlled tumor protein. The transcript has 5 exons. Gene Ontology annotation, cellular component: cytoplasm. Gene Ontology annotation, molecular function: calcium ion binding. Lineage: Eukaryota; Fungi; Ascomycota; Eurotiomycetes; Onygenales; Ajellomycetaceae. The coding region runs from base 1826 to 2380 and encodes 184 amino acids. The record is from RefSeq and is a predicted model, not a curated record.